CACAGAUCCAGACCAUUCAGAAAAAGGCUCCACAGGACCCCCGUUGCCCUUCUAACUCAAGCUUGCGUCAGGAGUCAGUGUUAAUUGCAGCGGCCCUCUAUAGUGCCAUCUCGCAGACAACGAAGCAGACGGAGCCAGACAGCAGCGAUGAGGCCGAUGCUGGGCUUCACCCUGGCCGUCUUCCUCUGUGCGUCGGGGCGCGCUGCCCUCCUUCGCUCCGGCGCGGGCGACGAGAGGGAGCGCGCCGUGACUGGCACGAGCUUGCGCGCGAAGGUGGGCUACAUGGUGCAGGACAUGCUUCGGAGCAGGGACACCACCACUCGACACAUCGCGCACAAGGUGCACAAGAAGAUGAAGCUGAGCGAUGCGCUGCCACUGCUGGAGGACAAGCUGCCCAAGGAUGUGUCGUCCUUGUUGCGCCUGUCCAGCGGGGAGCAAGCGGCCAGACAGUUCAGCGAGGUGUCGUUAGCGAAGGGCCGCGUGUACCUGAACAAUAUGAUGUACGACGCGUGGCUCCAACUGGACCAGAUCGAGGUCGAGUGCAAGGAGUUUGAGGAGAGCAACCGCAUGGUCUUCAGCCAGGUAGUGACAGACCUGGAACACCUAGGCUCGGACCUGGCCGACGAGGAACGCCAGAAGUCUGAGGCCGAGGGGGGCAUUGCGGACAUGAACACUCGGAUCAACGACCUUGAGAGUGCCCUGGGGAUUCUGAAGCGGGGCUUCCAGACAACCCGUGAGAAGAACGCGUACGAGCUGUCGCUGCGCCAGGACGACCAGGAUGUCUUCACUGCCAUCCUGCAGCUGUCCAAGUGUCCCAACGCUUACGGUGACGACACGUACUCUCUCGUCCAGUUCCAGAUCUGCGACACGGACAACGGCACCCAGGUGGAGGUGAGCGACGCCGCUCUGGCAGCGAAAUUGAAUCGGUCGCCGCGGGUGCAGAAGGUGCUCCAGGAAGUGCUGGGGGCGGCUAGCUCGGGGGCGCCCUCGCUGCUGCAGAUCGAUCAGGCGCCCCCGCCGCAGUCGGUUAAGCAGCCGAAGGGCGGCUCGAGGAAGUGCCUCAACGGCCAGGUCAACUGCGGCUACCUCCACGACCUCAUGGCGCUCGAGUGGGGCAAGUUUAAGGACCUGGUGGACGAGCUGACGUACAUCAUGCAACGUAAUCGCGACGCCUACGAGGGCGAGAAGGAGAACAUGAACGAGCAGAUUGCGACACUGAGAUCGAACAAGAUGAAGUUUACGGAGAUGCUGGGCGAGUCCAUCUCCGAGAUCAAUUCGCUCACGGCGGCGACGCGCGAGAAGCAGCAGCAGCACCGCGACAUCGAGCGCGCCUUCACCAUGAGGAUGGCGAACUGCAAGAAGCGCAUGAGCGAGAUCCUCUACACUAACAUUUGCGGGACCCGGACCGUGCGCAAUGCGUUGAUGCGGUACAGCAGUGUCUCGCCCACGAAUUCGAUUAAGGAUUGCGACGUGACGGACUGGUCCGCGGGGCCAUGCACUACCGACGGGAGGGGCAGCUCCGUACCCGUAGACUGUGACGACAGCUGCCCCGCCGACGUCGGGGGCGUCGACGUCGACGCGUGCGGCGGCAUGAAGCACCUCACCAGGCAGGUCAUCGUCUCCCCGAACUCCUUCGGCAUGGCUUGCCCCCCGCUGUUCUUUGAGCGCAAGAACGGCACCGAGGGCAUGAAGUGCAACCAGUUUCACUGCCCGGUCCACUGCUCCUUGUCCGAGUGGUCCGGUUGGUCGGGCUGCUCCAAGGAGUGCGGGGGCGGCACCCAGGGGAGGACCCGGUCCAUCCUCGUGAAGCCCAAGAACGGGGGGACGGAGUGCGACGCCACGCUCGAGGAGCAGCCGUGCAACACCGGUUCGUGCGACCGCGACUGUACGCUCAUGCCGUGGACCGCGUGGGAGCCGUGCUCGAUGGCCUGCGGUGGCGGCAUCCAGGAGCGCGUGCGCAAGGUGGACAUCCCCAUCCGCGCGAACGGCAAGUGCCCGGGGCAGAAGCACCCCGACCGCUUCCAGAUGCAGGAGUGCAACACCCAGGACUGCGUCGGCGAUGAGAUCUGCAUCGCCAGGCAGGACCUGGUCAUUGCGAUCGACGGCAGCGGCUCCCUCAAGCAGGAGGGUUUCGACAUCCUCCAGAAAUUCGCUCUAAACCUCACCAGCAGGUACCAGAGCACGUACUACGGCGUGGAGGACAUGCGCAUCGGGCUGGUGCUGUUCGGGAAUGGCGAGUACUUCGACAAUGGCACCGUCGCGGCGGCCCUCGAGGUGGUCCCGAUCACAAGCGACCUGGAGUCCGUCAGCACGGCGAUCGCCGGGCUGCAGUGGCAGCGUGGGUUCACCAACAUGAUGCAGGCCCUCCAGGCGGCCGACAACAUGUUCGCGGAGGGCCGGGACGACGCGCAGAGCGCCGUCAUGGUGCUUUCGGACGGCAGGUACACCAACGCGUACCGCACGACCAUGAAGGCGAGGGCGUUGAAGGACAAAGGAGUGCAGAUUUUCAUGGCCCCGAUCGCCGAUAGCUCGACCGAUAGUCUGCUGGUGCUCAGGGGCUGGGCGAGCGAGCCCUGGGAGACCAACUACGAGCGCAUUCCAGGCCUCACGGCGCUCAUCAACAACGAGCCCGAGUUCGCCCAGAAGUUGCUGGUGAAGUUCUGCCCCCGCGCGUUCUCUCCAUCGCAGAAGAUAGAGGAGGAGACACAGCAGGGCUUCCUCAAGAUCCACGAAGAGGGCUACCCCUCCGACAGCUGCGGCGAGUGGAAGAGAAUGCGCAAUGCCGACACCGCCGAGGCUUGCAUGGAGUUGGUGAAGCAGGUGGGGAUUCUGGCAUUUGCGUUCGAGGAAGGGGGCCGCGGGGCAGGCACCUGCUACUCGGAGGCGAUCGACGUCACCGAUGACCUGUGGGCCGAGGCGGUGAACGACCGCGUCAACCUGACAUGCCCUGGGGGUACAUGGGUCUACAACGAGUACGCCUCUACCUACAUCAUGAACCCGAGCAUGUUCGGAGACCUCUUCGAGGAGGCCUCCUGAGCUCGCGGCCGCGAGUCUCCUCCUCCUCCUCCUCCUUCUCUUCCUUCUCUGCCUCCUCCUCCAGGAUGGGGAGGACCCAUUAGUCCCCAGCAGGCUCGCCGCUUAGGUCAUCACAGUCGGCGGGCUCGCCUGGCGAUACCCUCACCAGCCAAGAGAGCAGGUAUCUCGUGAUCCUCCUUCA
Molecule: messenger RNA, 3217 nt
Organism: Prorocentrum cordatum
Lineage: Eukaryota; Dinophyceae; Prorocentrales; Prorocentraceae
Source: the annotation of a GenBank genome assembly